This is a messenger RNA of Oncorhynchus tshawytscha (Chinook salmon), 5652 nucleotides long. Its product is annotated as dynamin-1-like. The transcript has 23 exons. Gene Ontology annotation, molecular function: microtubule binding; GTPase activity; GTP binding. Lineage: Eukaryota; Metazoa; Chordata; Actinopteri; Salmoniformes; Salmonidae. Bases 315 to 2990 code for a protein of 891 amino acids. The record is from RefSeq and is a predicted model, not a curated record. Gene Ontology annotation, cellular component: cytoplasm; microtubule; membrane.
UGCGCUAGAUCUCCGUGGUGCAUGCGCGUCGGUGCAGGGAUGUCAGCGUAUUCUGAGAAGAGAUCAUCCCUCGGUGCUGCGUGGUAGAGAGCUGAACAUAGCUGUAGAAGAGAGUGGGGAGAGGAGAAGCGUUCUGUGUAGAGGGAACACCGGGGAAUCGUAAUCAAUGAGGGUGCAAGCAAAAUUAAAAUAGAAGGCGUAUUCCAAACGUUGAAACACCUUUCACGGAAGGGUGAUAAGGGCCAAGGACCGAGAGAAACGUUUUCCCUCAUUUAAUUAUAAUCUGUAAAGGAGCGACAUAUUCCCUUGCAAUCAUGGGGAACCGGGGGAUGGAAGACCUUAUUCCUCUGGUGAAUAAAAUGCAAGAUGCCUUUUCGGCCAUCGGUCAAAAUUCUCAGUUGGACCUGCCUCAAAUUGCUGUGGUUGGCGGGCAGAGUGCAGGGAAAAGCUCGGUGUUGGAGAACUUCGUUGGGAAGGAUUUUCUUCCUCGUGGUUCUGGCAUCGUCACCCGCCGUCCCUUGGUCCUGCAGCUGAUCAACUGUCCCACAGAAUAUGCUGAGUUCCUUCACUGUAAGGGGAAGAAGUUCACAGACUUCGAUGAGGUUCGGGGGGAGAUCGAGGCGGAGACGGACCGCAUCACAGGGCAGAAUAAGGGCAUCUCCCCUGUGCCAAUCAACCUCAGGGUCUACUCCCCACAUGUCCUGAACCUGACUCUGGUGGAUUUGCCGGGGAUGACCAAGGUCCCAGUAGGGGACCAGCCUGCGGACAUUGAGCAGCAGAUCAGAGACAUGUUGUAUCAGUUUGUGACGAAGGACAACUGUCUGCUACUGGCUGUUUCCCCGGCCAACUCUGAUCUGGCCAACUCAGAUGCCCUGAAGAUUGCUAAAGAAGUGGACCCACAAGGUCAGAGGACCAUUGGUGUGAUCACCAAGCUGGAUCUGAUGGACGAGGGGACUGAUGCCCGAGAAAUUCUGGAGAACAAGCUGCUGCCACUGCGAAGAGGUUACAUCGGUGUGGUGAACAGGAGUCAGAAGGACAUUGAUGGGAAGAAGGACAUCACAGCGGCCAUGGCUGCGGAGAGGAAGUUCUUCCUGACCCACCCUGGAUACAGACACCUGGCUGAGCGCAUGGGCACCCCCUACCUACAGAAAACACUCAACCAGCAACUGACCAAUCACAUCCGGGACACUCUGCCGGGGCUGCGGGCCAAGCUGCAGAGCCAGUUGCUGUCUAUAGAGAAGGAAGUGGAGGAGUACAAGAACUUCAGACCUGACGACCCCUCCCGCAAGACCAAGGCCCUGUUGCAGAUGGUGCAGCAGUUCUCAGUGGACUUUGAGAAGCGUAUCGAGGGCUCUGGGGACCAGAUCGACACAGCAGAGUUGUCAGGAGGAGCCCGGAUCAACCGCAUCUUCCACGAGCGCUUCCCCUUUGAGCUGGUCAAGAUGGAGUUUAACGAGAAGGAGCUUCGCAAGGAGAUCAGCUACGCAAUCAAGAACAUCCACGGCAUCAGGACGGGCCUGUUCACUCCUGACCUGGCCUUUGAGGCCAUAGUGAAAAAGCAGAUCCAAAAGCUGAAGGAACCCUCACUGAAGUGUAUAGAUAUGGUAGUGAGCGAACUCACCUCAACCAUACAAAAGUGUAGUGACAAGCUGGCUCAGUACCCCAUGCUGAGGGAGGAGAUGGAGAAGAUUGUCACCCAGCAUAUCCGAGACCGCGAGAGCCGCACCAAGGACCAGGUGAUGCUGCUGAUUGACAUUGAGCUGGCCUACAUGAACACCAACCAUGAGGACUUCAUUGGCUUUGCAAAUGCCCAGCAGAGGAGCAGCCAGGUGGCCCAGAAGAAGCAAACUGGCAGUAAGCAGGAUGAGAUUAUGCCGGAGAGAGGAGCAGUUAAUGAUCGGUUUAAGGUGAUCAGGAAGGGCUGGCUGACCAUCAACAACAUUGGCAUCAUGAAGGGAGGAGCAAAGGAGUACUGGUUCGUCCUGACCGCUGAGUCCCUGUCCUGGUACAAGGACGAUGAGGAGAAAGAGAAGAAGUACAUGCUCCAGGUGGACAACCUGAGGCUGAGGGAUGUGGAGAAGAGCUUCAUGUCCAGCAAGCAGAUCUUUGCCCUGUUCAACACGGAGCAAAGAAAUGUAUAUAAGGACUACCGUCAGCUGGAGUUGGCCUGCGAGAGUCAGGAGGAGAUAGAUGGGUGGAAGGCCUCCUUCCUUAGAGCUGGAGUGUAUCCUGAACGUGUCACGGAGAAGGAGGGCAAGCAGAGUGACAGUGGAGACGGAGAGAAUGGUUCAGAUAACCUCAUGCACUCCAUGGACCCCCAGCUGGAGAGGCAGGUGGAGACCAUCCGCAACCUGGUGGACUCCUACAUGGCCAUCGUCAACAAGACCAUCAGGGACCUCAUGCCCAAGACCAUCAUGUAUCUCAUGAUCAACAAUACCAAGGAGUUCAUCAACGCGGAGCUGCUGGCCAACCUGUACCACUCUGGGGACCAAAACAGCCUGAUGGAGGAGUCCCAGGAGCAGGCCCAUCACCGCGACGAGAUGCUCCGCAUGUACCAUGCCCUGAAAGAGGCCCUGAACAUCAUCGGAGACAUCAGCACCACCACCAUCACUACCGCCAUGCCGCCACCCGUAGACGACUCCUGGCUGAGGCCGGGUGGAAACAACUCCGGGGGCAGGUCUCCAGCUGCCAGUCCCACUCCAAACAGAAGGGCUCCCCCAGGUCCUCCUGGUCGCCCUGUCUCCCGUGGCUCAGCCCCUGGCCUCCCUCCUGGUCCCCCUGUCCCCUCUCGCCCGGGGCCUCCCCGGAUCCUUUUGGUGGGCCACCACCAUCAGUCCCCUCCAGGCCUAACCGUGCACCCCCCGGUGUGCCCAGCCGAAGACCCCCUCCCUCACCAACCCACUAAACUACUGAAGCCCCCCCUCCCCUCCAACCCACCGCCUACCCCAUGGCAGAGAGACCAAGGACUGCAGAGCAACCUACCUACCUAGACCUGACCUAGACCCUUCUUCCUUCUCUACUAAAUGACACAGUCACGUCACACACACACGUAUAAACCCACACCAUACACACACAAACACACUGUAUACCCCCAAUACACAGAAAGGCAUUCACCCUCCACUGCAUAUAAAGGUCAAUUGUUGAUUAGCAUUACAAUACAUUUACACCUGUAAGUAGUCGCACACAUAAAUGGGCAGGGAUAUGCAGCAAAUAUGGGUGAGAUUGUUAAGAAUGCUGUGCUGAAAUAUUUGUCGUUUCUCACCCUCCCCUUCAUAUGGGUAUUUCUCUUCCUCUCAUAUCUGAAUGAUUUCUUCUCUGAUCAUAUUGGAUUUGAUAAUGAUAUUUUUGUGCUGUGUUGAUUCUUUAUUCUAUGUGUUGAUUCUCUCUCGGGAGUAGAUGCAUUAUCCAUCUAUCUAGCAAGGGGGAGCGGAUCAGAAGGGAUAACUGCAUCUGAACAACAGAGUUAUUUUUCUUGUCUUCUGCUAUGAUCGUCAUGAUCCAUACUGGUCCCUAACGUCACAGGCUAGGACACACCUGACAUCGAUGGGAAAGUAGUAACACCUAGAGAAAAUGACCAAUACUGACUGUAAUGUGGUAUCAAUCUCACUGCACUUAGAUUGUGUAUUCUAUUUAUUAUGAUACAUUGAUUAAUGUGACCUUUUAUAUCUAAUAUCACAACAGUGACUCCUAGCCUCUGAGUUUGGGGGAAUGUUCUCUCAUUAGGUUUCAUUCACUUGUUCAUCCUUUGCUUAAUCUGGCUUCAUCAUGUCCUCUUUUUCUAUUUUCUUCCGCCUCUUUUCAAUGAACAGCCGGCCAUGCAAGGGUCGACCCCUGCAUCCUUCUGACAACUAGAAGUCCCCCUUUUUGCCCCUCAGGGCCCCUGACAUCCCCUUCCUCCACCCCCCCCACCACCACCACUCAGCCCCUACACGGUGGAGGGUGAAUCCCCACUGUCCUACACACAAACCAGAAACCUCAGCAACUCUCCAAAACAGCCUCCCUCUAAGCAAGGGAGGAGACGGGGAGUGAAGAGAAAGAGAGAGAAGGAAAAAUCGCCAACCCCUCUAUCUCCCUGUGUCUAUGUGCUACGCCCUUCUGUGGCCACUAGGCCUUGUGUCACUGUGAAGGCCCACUCUUAUGUGUUGUGCUAACCAUGAUGAUGUAUUGUAUUACUGUAUCUGCAUGCAAUGACACAAGUUCAGGUGCUCAGACUAACUGUGAUCUGGUGUAUAUCGGUGUAAACUCGUCCACAACCAGCUCCCCUAGGCACAUGCUGCUUUCUGUGCUUCAACCUCUGUACCGAUGCCACGGGUGCUGGGUAACUCAAAGGUCUCCCGCUAAAAACUGUGGCCCAACAUUGAGCUAGAGUCGUCCGUCUCUCUCCUCCUCUCCCACUUGUCAAUUAACCACUUCCCCACUAGUGAAAAUCAGUACCAUAGCGAGGCGGGAUCUAAAUUGAAAGUGCAAUAUGUUCUUAUUGGACAGCUUAAUGAGAGCUGUCCACCAAUCACACCAGACUCAGAGUAGAUGCUCAGCCUGAGAGGAGGCGAGGAGACAGACAAGGCCCAAAGGGUGCGUCUCAAUACUGUUGAAUUGCAUCAUUUCUCCUUUCCUCAGAAGGAAAGUGAAAAAAAUGUAUGUUGUGUUCAAGAAUGAUAUUUUAAAGUGUUGACCCUGCCCAGGAUUAGGUUUGACUCUCAAAGCAUUUCCAAGACCACUGGCAGGGGAACCUCUGAGAAAUAUGUUGAAUAUCAUUGGAACUGUGUAAUGAGUUAGGGGAUGGGGUGGCACUUUCAAUUUUGGCAUGAUUUAUCAGCUUUUUUCUUUCCUUUUUUCCUUCUUUCCUUUCUCAGUGGUCACGGGGGUGAGUGAGGACAUCAGGUUUAAACCACUAACAACCCAAUCAGUGAUGGUCUAUGCAUAGAACCCUAAACAAACACACGCCUGUACAGUACACCUCUCCCCUUCCAUGUUACUCAUGCGUUCCCAUUGCUGUGUGAGAGAUGUGAGUGGACUCUGUGGUUUGUUGUAUUAUGACCCUGUUGGUGAUAAAAGUACAUGUUGGGCAUGACAACGGUAAAAACUACACUCAUUAGCAUACCCACAAACCCAUUAUAGUAUCUAUAUUGUACUCAGUUCAGACAAACACUCCCCUCCACAACACCCUGGAAUCUUAGCAAAAGUGAAAACAUAACAAAUAGUUUCAUUAUUAUUUAAGAGUAAAUAGGACAUAUCUUACGUGUGUAUAUUGUGUGGUGCAUCUUCUGGAAAUUGUGCUUCCACUUGUCUACAGGUUAGUUGACAAUGUAUGAAUACUGAAUAUUAAAUUAGUAUGAAUAAGUGACUGAGUAUGUGUACAAUGAAACAAACUAAAAACAAACUUGAUAAGUGAAAGUUAUGAUAUCCCUGUUGAUGGAUGUGUUGAGUAUUGGAAGGUUGUUUGAUGAGUAGCAUGUAGAGGAGAAUAAUUUGUCCCUUGUUUCUCGGUCUCUGUCUGGGGAGAGGAAAUGAGAGUGCAGACUGGGCAGAGUGAAUGUGUGUAUUCUAUCCCGCUGUGACAACGUUGUCCUGUAUCUUAUCUUACUGCUGUGGGUGGCAUGAGUCUGUCCAACAGGCUGCGCUUCGCCAACACAUUAAAAGCCAGUGUACCAA